Molecule: messenger RNA, 7351 nt
Organism: Schistosoma rodhaini
Lineage: Eukaryota; Metazoa; Platyhelminthes; Trematoda; Strigeidida; Schistosomatidae
Source: the annotation of a GenBank genome assembly
GAAUGCUGGUGGGUGGCCUAUGCUUUUCCACGUGGGGUAACAGAGGAAUGUAUGUAGGUAUUUUAAAUGUAAUGGUAUUCAAAUUAUAAUGAUCCAAUCUUUGAAUCAUAUGAAAUUCCAUUUCUCCGCAAAAUCAAUAAUUUGAUAAUAUGUAUUAAUAAUGAAGUUAUUUAUUUAAAAGGAGAACAAAAAGUAUCAUCAAACAUCAAGAAGUGUACAGAUUAUCUAUUUCACUUUCAAAACUGAUCGUACUUCAUUCAUGUUGUGUCAUAUUGGUUUGUCACUAUCAAUUGAAUUAUUUCGUUGCUCCUUUAUGUGUAAUGUUUAUAAAUAAACAUUUAGACUGUUCGUAAAUGAAGUAGUAUAUCGAAACCAGAGUGAAAAUCAACAUUGGGAAACGGGUACACUCACCCGAUAAAACCCAAAUGAAACGAGAUACAUAUAUAACGUUUCAAGACUCACUAUGACCUAACAAGCUAACGAUAAUCUUUAAGAAAGUUACUUGGACAGAUUCUCCUUUAUACAUGAAAUGUACUUUAUCAGCACAUACGUAUUACACAGUAUAAUUAUAAAUCUUUCUAGCAUGUUAAGGAAAUAUUAGACUAGUGGAUUUGUUUAAAUUUAUGCUGUUAGUGUUACUUGAUAGAAGCAAUGAAUGCUUUAUAGUUAAAAGUAUUGAAAACAGAACACCACAAAAAUGACUACUUAUUUAGAAUAAUAUAUUUAAAUUGCUGAAAUUCAUUUUUACGAUUAAACUUAACAACUUUGUUGACUGUUACGAAAAUUAAAGAUAAAAAGUCUGAAUUACAACAACCGACUAUUAGCUAAUAUUGGUUUGAGGUAAUCCAUAAAAGCGUAAAAAAACUGACAACAUGAAGAAUAUUGAUUCCAUAUUGCACCAUAAUGGAUGUGUCGAGAGCAGACAAGUUCGGAUAAACCCAAACAUAAGAUGCAUAUAAUGUGUUACGUUAUCGAUAAGAUAUCACUGUAAUAUGAUUUUUCAGAGACGCUAGAGAUCAUGUUCAUACCUGUUUGCAAACACCAUUUAUUAAUCAAACGCGUAAGAAGAUGGAAAUAAGACAAGAAUAAUUAAUUUCAAGUUUUUAAAAAUGAUUAGUUGUAUAAUCUUACUUAAGAUAUUUUCAGACUCAUGAGAUCUGGCUCAACAGAAACUAAUUACAAUGGGGUUACUACAUUGAAAUCUUAUUACCAAUAUUCUGUCAUAAUGUAUAUUUAUUGUCGUUCAUUGAAACUAGCUAUUAAGCUUUUCAAUGAAAAACCGAGUAAUAUUUACUAAAUCAAUUCUAUUUAUAAAAUAAGUACUCAGAAGAGUAUUAGAAGGCAGUUAUAAAUUAUUCAGUGCCGCAAGUUAAAAAGUAUCAACUAUGAAAUUAGAACUUAGUGAUAGGAAAUGGAAAUUUAUCGUCUUUCUUUGAAUUUCGAACAUAUUAAAGAGAAAGAACUGAACAGUUCCAACGGAGAGUUGAAGUUUCAAGAAUAAGUAACUGUCUCCGAAUAAAGAUUAAACAUUAUAAAUUGGUAUUCUAAUUUAUAUAAAUUUGACAUCUGAACAGAUAUAGAAUAUGUUGAGGUUUAAUUGAAUGUAACAUUAAUCAAUCGGGUUCAGGUACAAUAAGCUGAAGUUUGAAUAAAAUAUGUAUUGUAUCUUGUAACUACUGAAAGCAGACAGAGAUAAACAAACAGACAAGAAGCAUUUACAUCAAUGCUAAUAAUUUUCACACUAGAUAGACAGAAACAUAGCUCACCUCAAUAGAUACUUACCAAAUGUAUUUUCUCAUAACAAAUAGCAGUUUUUCAAAAAGUAUCCUUGUUGUUGCAAUACAAAUUCCUGAAUGUAUACAGAGGUGAAUUGCCGAAAAAGUCUCAAAAGUCAUUAAUAAAAAAGGUUGAAAGUGUAAUUUCUAGAGAUAGGAUAACAAUAACAAUACGACAAAAUACAUAUUCACUAUCAUAUUACUAUCCUUAACAAGGAAGGAUUUUCCAUCUUGUGUAGCUAUUGUCUAUUCACUUAAUUAAAUGAAUAAAAGAAGUAAUAGCCAGUGUAGAGUCUGGGAAGAAUUAGUGUUAACCUAAGUUUUCAUAUCACACCAGCACAGAGAGAUGAAAGUAACAAGAUGAGUAAAAAAGCGGUUGAGUUGUUAGUAAAAUAAAUGAUAGUUAGAAAGAUCAAACACCGGAAAUAUGUUUCGAAAAGACAAAAUGAAAAGAAGUUAUUUAUUAGACAAAAUUGAAACUAAAGACGUAGUGGUUGAAAAGAGUGGAUAUAUCUGAGUUAUUGUGACCGAUUCUUAUUCAUAUCACUUAAAGUCUUCCAACACUGAUCUCGGUUACCGUAUGGACCUCAACCAAAUAGUAUGCAACUACUAACGCAACACAGCCAGAAAGGUAAUGAUUUCAUGAACUCGUACCAUGUCUUGGUUUGGGGGGCAACUCACUCCUACUCUAGCCAAUAUUGUACGUUGAGAUAGACAGUUGCCGGACAUAUAAAACCCAUAUUACAGCUAUUUUAGUUACUAAAGUCAUAAUCCUAAAUAUUACUACAGGAUUGCUUCAUUAUUCCGCGAUAUUUAGGAGAUAUUCAGAAGACAAUUGUAUUAAAAUACCUGCAACCUCACCAUGUGGGAAGAAUACGAUUAACUGAAAAGUUAUGUUAAAUCGAUUUUAUACAGUUAAGUAAUCUUUUGUAUAGACAGGGUCUCGAAAUAUCAUUUUCUGCAAACACUGCUUUUUUCUAAACUGGAAUGAUAGGAGUAAAUAGAGACUAUCAUAACAGUGUUACAUGUCUACAAAGUAAUUUAAACAUCAUUCAGUGUUUCUGAUAAGUAGAUAAUGAUCUUAUUAUAUUUAUUCACCUUGACUGUAGAGAUCUGAUGCUAUAACUUCUUGUAAUAUUAUUUUCAUGUACUUUAUUCAUAAUUUAUGAUAAUCUAAAUCACUUUUCUAAACUAUCAAUUUACUCAAUAUCACAUCAUUUAACUGUAAAUAUUUUUAUAUAUUGUUGAAAUCAUGAGUCAAUUGAACCUAGACCAUAGAAAACCUGGAAGCACUGGACGGCCGUUUCAUCCUAUUGUGGGACUCUUCAGCAGUGCGCAUCCACGAUCCCGCCUCGCGAGAUUCGAACCCAGAGGAUAUUCAUUUUAAAAUAGGUGAAAAUUUUUUUGUGAUUGCUUAUAUUGGAAAAUUAGUGUAGUGGAUGAUUAAGAACUUGGCCAGAAUAUGGGGAAAGAAAAAUACGUAUAUAACUCAAACACUUAUGAUAUUUAAAUCAAUGAUUAAUUACUUUCAUUCACAAAAACACUUUUCGUUUAUUUAGCUUUAAUUUUUCAGAUAAGUGAUAUGAUUUAUAUGGAGACAUAUGUACCAUAUAAAGCUUAUAAACAUUUUAAGGACUAUCACAGAUAAAAUCGAUUGAUAAAAUAAUUCAAAAUUCAUCAUUCAUAGUAAGAUUUACGUACUGGUUGUUUAAUUCAGAUAAAGUGAAUUUGAAUUUAAAGCUCUCCACAUGCUUAAAGUUCAUUUUCUAUGGAGGUGUCCACUCAAACUUUGAAAAACGCACGUAUAGAUUAAUCAUCCCUGUCAUGAGAUAAACUCAGGCUUUUUAUAGACAUAUAGAAUUCUUUUAAUCAUUCCCUUAUCGUAGGUCAGCUUCGUAUAUCAAAUAACGAAUUCUGAACAAUGUAAAAUUAAAAUCAAAAGAUGCUUACCAAAAACGGACGGUUGUAGAUAAGCAAUGAAAAUCAAUCACUGGAAAUUUCAGGUUAUCGAUUUAUCAAAUAGCAUUCCUACUACUUAUAAGUAGCUACGUAUGGUUAACGGUAUUUGAAUUCUUAAUCACAAGGCUACUCUAAGAUUCUUUCAGAGAUAAGUGCUUGCCUAAAGUCAUGGUCAUAUUAAUUUAAUAUCUAAGGUAUGAUUAAAGGAAUGAAAAGAACUUACCAAUACACCAUAAUAGAGAUAUAAUCUUCACUGAUACUUAUAUGCAAAAAAGAAAUGUGAUGAGAUUCCUUUUAUUUCAAAAACAGACAUGUUUAGAAGUAAGAAAUUGUUAACUUUGAAACUUAUGACAAUAUGAACAUUGAUACUCAAAUUCUGGAGCCCAUAAAAAAAUUUAAAAAAACUUCCAUUAAGCUGAGAGCUAUCAAUUUAUAAGUCUAAAAAUAAUGAUAUUACCAUGGCAGCUAUUCAAACAAAUAAUAUUCAAACAAAUAAUUUUCCCUAAUGUUGCUAAAUAAUGGUAAAAUCAACUUACUGUAAAGGUAUUUGAAUCAAAAUCACGAUAGUAGAAUAUAAGUCACAACACUUCACCUUUCCAAAACAUAUAUUCGAUAGUGUGGAGCCUGUGACCAGGAAAAGACCAUGAAUAAAUUUGUGCUUUUUAGUAAAGAAUGAACAUAUUCCGUCCUAGAGGCCAUAUUAAGAGAUGUGAUUGAUUGGAGGCUCAUAUAGAGUGAAGGCAGUAUGCGAAGAAAUUAUUGCUUCAAUUAGAACUUAAAACUUGUAUUGUUGGCAAGAUAUAUUGUUUCUGCAUAUUACCUAUUGCUAAUAAACUCCAUAAUUUAAGAAAAAACAAGCCUUUUACUAAAAAACAGCGUGUUUAUUAAAUGUCGCCAUAUGAGCCUCUGCUUUAAAUUUUGACCAAUCAGGAUUCAAUAUUGUCAGCUUGAUAUAAUAUAUAACGCAGUGUCAUGCAAUCGUAGCAUUAGGAACGGUACGCUUUAUUGUGUGCGUUGUGGUCGGGUCGCUGUGAUUGGCUGGUUCGUUCGUAUGACCUUGAGCGCUAGCGAUGACAGUUAUUGUUUUUCUGCUUGACAACAGCGCAGCAAUGAACCAGCGCACUUUUCAAGGUACUACGUUACUAGACGUUGCAAAGUCUGCAGUAGAGAUUUUCUUCAAAGUUUGUUUGUGGAAUUAUCUUUAUUACACUAACUGGUAGAUAAGGAUGAGCAAAUCAAGAGUAGAUCGUUAUUUUGUGCUUACUCUCAAUUCCGAUAUAAGUUAUGUCAAACUUACCGGUUGGAAACAGAACGUUGAUCUUCAGUUACUUCAUUCUGCCUUAAAUAAUAUAAAACCAGAUGGUCUAAUAGACUUGUCAACUGGCAUUCAAAGAACAUUCCGAAUGUUAAACAUAAAUAGAUUGCAACUCGGACUGGAAAAUUAUGGGAUGGUAUUUAGCAUUUAUCAGUUGAUAUUUUUUAAGGGAAUUUAUCCAUCAUGUAUUGAACCCUCUGUGAUAAUAUGUAUUACUUGUAGCAUAGGGUCAUGCAGUUUCGAUGGUCAAGUUUUCAAUGUAAGUUUGACAUAAUUCCUUAAUUAUGCUAAACAGGAUGCAUCUACAACUUCCAUAGAAUCUGCUGUUCUUGGAAAUGUUUUGACAAAAGAGACUUUUCGUUGGGAUUACCGCAUGUAUUCUCUGGUACUUCGUUUUCCAGCAUUUGUCAGUAAUAUUCAUGCUGGUAACUCCUUAAGAUCAGAAACAAACUCACCGCUUAAAAAACUUGCGGAAAAAACUGGCGGUGAAAGUUUUGAUGUUUACGACGGUCGGGAACUCCACCAAUGUCUCGACUCUCUUGUUACGAAAUGUCAACCUGGCGUGGUUUUAAAAUUACGAAGGUCUACUGAUUGCGUUGAUACGGUUUGUCAAGAGAAAUUUGUAAAGCAGUUGAUGUCAGUUAAGUUAAUGGGAAGAUCAUCGUCUUGGCCUAUUCCAGAACAAUUUUGGCCUGAUGAUGAGAUGCUAGCAUCACAGUUGCCACCUAGAAGUGCACAUCCUGAAAUCCUUGUAUCUAAAGUUCCUGUGGCGGAACCUGAAUUGCCCGAGUAUUUUCCCGUCGACCGUUACGAGUUGACUCCGUCACAUCUUACGAAAGAGUUUCUAAAUUCAUCGGAGCACAACAUGGUGUGGCGUUGUUUCAGCUAUGGUAUCAAAAAGAGUCAGAAUUCACCGUUUGGUUAUUUAAAAGCAUCAAAUGAUCUACAGUCAGUACAUCUACAUAUACUCCCUUACAAUUAUCCUGUAUUUCUUCAGUUACUUGGUGAUAUAUGUGAUCAUAAGCGUAUGACGGAAGCCUGGGGUCAUCAGUUUGUGAACUAUCUAGGAACUAUACCAAAAUAUUACUUCAUGCCCCUAGCGAAGGCGUUUGAACGAAUAGGGUUUGCCGGGAUGAUUAAGCCCGAAGCUAUUGAUCGUGCAUUACCUUAUCAACUGAAACAUUCUUUGCAAAAACUUCGACAUUCAGCUAAAGUUGAAUACGAUAACUUCGUGCGUAUGACACAAACUGACAGCCCCUCAAACUCAACUGUUACUUUACCUUCAGCUUUAUUACCUUUGCCUUUGUGGCCUUUACGUGAAUUUAAAUCGAUGUAUAUCAAACCCAAGCGUCUUCAUUCAAAUUCUCUCCGACCUUGUAAUAUAUCUCGAAUCAAUUUGCGCGUAGUUUUGGGAAAAAUGAGGCAUGAACUUGAUAAUCUCCUAAAUGGUUCAUCUAACAUCCGAGCAGUUGACUUGAUUCAUCAACAACCAGUCGCCUUAAUGGGUGAUUAUGUUAAUUACAGAAAUUCCCGGGAGGUCGAAACACCUUUGAGGGAGAUAAAUCCAACUCCUGAGCGGUCGGAUACAUUCGGAAACCCUUUUCGACGGAAAUCUACAUCCUUCGUCGCGGAUGAAGGUUUCGUUGAUGAGAUGGAUUCGUUGCAGGUUAAUUCUUGCAAUCCGAAUACAGUUCCGCUCAAUUUCGGGCGAAAAAAGUCUGCACAAAACACCAAAAAUCCUCAAGCAAGAGUCAAAGGUCCAUUACCUCCGUACAUUAAUCACCUGAAUUGGCGUUUUUUCUCGCCGAAAUCUUCACCGGUCUCAUCGCCUAGAUCUUUGGAUAAUACCUUCAGUGAAGAAACACCAAACGCAAUUUCGUCUCCCAUGUAUACUGACGACUCUCCUUCCUUAAUUAACCACUCAAGAUUUGCUAACCAAGCAGUUAUAAAAAAACCAAGUUCUUUUGAUACUAGAAAUACGUCGUCACUGGAAAGUUUUAAAUUAAACAAGAAAAUUAUGUUCGAAUUAAUUCAUUUGGUCCGACAGCCUUAUACAGUAGAUGCAGUACUAUUAUUUGACCGCAUGAAUGAACUCACUGGUUCAAUUGGGCAAAGAGAAGCUGUGGUUUCGAUGUUGAUGUCAGAAGCUUUGAGAUUCAGAAGAUCAUGUUUAUAUGUUUUACUGAGUGAUUGGCGAACAUGGUUGCUGCAAAGUGGCGAUUCGAAAGACCGUAUUAUUUUGCAAAAAUCGAAUCAGGUGGCUGCUAAAAUAAACCAUAUUAAAUUAAAUGGGUGGUCCUGA